This is a messenger RNA of Musca vetustissima, 2447 nucleotides long. Its product is annotated as gelsolin. The transcript has 9 exons. Gene Ontology annotation, molecular function: phosphatidylinositol-4,5-bisphosphate binding; actin filament binding. The record is from RefSeq and is a predicted model, not a curated record. NCBI's taxonomy places the organism in Eukaryota, Metazoa, Arthropoda, Insecta, Diptera, Muscidae. Gene Ontology annotation, cellular component: cytoplasm; actin cytoskeleton. The coding region runs from base 53 to 2437 and encodes 794 amino acids. Gene Ontology annotation, biological process: actin filament severing; actin polymerization or depolymerization; barbed-end actin filament capping.
UUUUUGCCUUAACUGGAACCGCUGCUGCCUGAGACGAUCUGUGUUCAACAUCAUGGCAGUAAUCUACAGCUGUUUUAUUGCCUUAGCUUUGGCAACACUGUGCUCAGCCGGUACUAUUGCAAAUCGUCCCACAUUUCCGGUCCAAACAAAUCAAAUUCAGCCCGGCAGCAAAUCACCUGGUAAUAGAGUCAUGCAUCCAGCUUUUGCAAAUGCCGGUCGUACUCCCGGUUUGGAAAUCUGGAGAGUUGAGAACUUUGAACCAGUACCAUAUCCCAAAAAUAACUAUGGCAAAUUUUACACUGGUGACUCCUUUAUUGUCUUAAAUACUGUCCAAAAUAAAAAAGACAAAACACUCUCCUGGGAUGUUCACUUUUGGUUGGGUUCCGAAACAUCCGUAGAUGAGGCUGGUGCUGCUGCAAUUUUAACCGUGCAACUUGAUGACCUACUUAAUGGCGGUCCAGUGCAACAUCGUGAAGUUCAGGAUCAUGAAUCGCAAUUGUUUUUGAGCUACUUUAAAAACGGUGUACGUUAUGAGCAGGGUGGCGUUGGCACCGGCUUCAAGCAUGUCGAAACCAAUGCCCAAGGUGAGAAGCGCCUCUUCCAAGUAAAGGGUAAACGUAAUGUACGUGUGCGUCAAGUCAAUUUGUCCGUGUCGUCGAUGAACAAGGGCGAUUGCUUCAUAUUGGAUGCUGGUAAUCAGAUUUAUGUAUAUGUGGGCGCCCAGGCUAAACGUGUGGAAAAAUUGAAGGCUAUUAGUGCCGCAAAUCAGAUAAGAGAUCAAGAUCAUAAUGGCAGAGCUAGAGUGGAAAUUAUUGAUGAACACAGCACCGAUGCGGAUAAGCAACACUUCUUUGAUGUUUUGGGUUCGGGCUCCCCCAACCAGGUACCUGAAGAAUCUGUGGCCGAAGAAGAUGGAGCCUUUGAGACCACCGAUGCCAACUCGGUUACCUUGUACAAGGUCAGCGAUGCCAGUGGCAAAUUGAAAAUCGAUACCAUUGCCCAGAAACCUUUGCGCCAGGAAAUGUUACAAUCUUCCGAUUGCUUUAUUUUGGAUACCGGUUCCGGCAUUUAUGUCUGGGUUGGUCGUGGUGCCUCACCCAAGGAGAAGAGUGAUUCUAUGGCCAAGGCUCAGGAAUUCUUGCGCACCAAGAAAUACCCAGCCUGGACUCAGAUUCAUCGCGUCGUAGAAGGUGCCGAAUCGGCUCCAUUCAAACAAUACUUUGCCACCUGGCGUGAUGUUGGUAUGUCCCACACCCGUUUGAUACGUUCUGCAUUGGGCUAUGACACCGAUGAGUCCGGUUUCGAUGUGGAUGAUGUUGAUUCUGUGUUGAAGAACUUGAAGCAACGUGGUGGCCGUGCUAUUGGUUUUAUGCCUGACGGCGGGGAACAGGAAUUGACUAAGUUGACCCAGUAUGUCACCAGACCCGAUGACUCCGAAGUCAUUCUCAAUGAGGUGGAAUAUGAAGAGAAGAUGCCACUUUUGGGUUUUGCCGCCUACGUUAUACCCUAUCACUAUGAGGCGAAAAAUGGUGAAACUGGUACAUUGGUCUAUGUUUGGGAGGGUCUAACAGCCAGCGAUAUGGCCAAGGAACGUGCCUUUGAAGAUGCCAUGAACAUGGCCAAGGAACAGAAUGGCAUUUUGGUGCGUUGUGUACAAAAUCAUGAACCCAGGCAUUUUAUCAAAAUGUUCAAGGGUAAAUUGUUGACCAUGUUGAGUGGCAUGCCAACUGGACCUCAGCUGUUCCAUAUUCGUGGUGCUGAUGAGACCACUGUACAUGCCUAUGAGGUGGAAGCUGAUUCUGCAUCAUUGGCCUCCACAGAUGUAUUUGCUUUGGUGCGCAAUAAUGGUAGUAACAAGGUCUACAUUUGGUUGGGUUUGGCUGCCUCUGAAUUUGAAAAGGCCAUGGCCACUGAACGUUUUGGCCACUACUGGCCCGAUGCCGAGGCUGAAGUCAUUGAAGAAGGUGCCGAACCCGAAGAAUUUUGGGAAGACCUUAACGGUGAAGGUGUCUAUGAUCGCAGUUUGUCCGAGAAGGUGGCACCCAUUUUGGAGCCACGUCUCUUCCAUUGCCGUUUGGUGCGCAACCACAUCAAGGUCGAGGAAGUCAAUCAUUUCGAACAGGCCGAUUUGGAUAUGGAUGAUGUUAUGCUCAUUGAUGCUGGUGAUGAGAUUUACAUGUGGGUGGGUAGUGGUGCCAGCGAAAAGGAAAAUAACCACAUUUUGGAUAUGGCCAAGAAAUACAUUAAAUCGGAACCCACCGAUCGUACCAUCGACACCAUCAGCGUCAUUCGCAUUGCCCAAGAUCAUGAACCGCGCGUCUUCAAGCGUAUGUUCCCCAGCUGGGAAGAUGGUUUCUGGCAGGGUGUACCAUCAUACGAGGAAGCACGAAAACAAAUUUUGGAAGAUAACGAAAAUUUGGAUGUGAAUGAUCUAUAAAUAUGCCAAA